AUGAUUACACUUCUUGACAAUACGAUGCAAACCUAUCCAGCGGAAACGACAAGUUUCGGUUAUGUCCUAAGUGAUCGGUCUGUAUAUCAAGCCAGAUUGAUGAAUCCUCCGGGAAAUGAUGCUCAGCUGUGCACAUUUCCAUCACAUCUUUUGAAUCAGACGGAUGACGCUUCACGUUCUGGCAAGCGAAUAGCGUUACUUGUCAGCUUGGGAGGAUGUGACACGGCCACAAAAGUAGAAGUCGCUCUUGAAAUGCAUAAACGAAUAUCCAACUUAUUUGGAUUCGUUGUCUUUUACAACAAUGAUCCAAACAACCUAUAUGGAAUUGUAAACGUCACAGGACCAUCCAAUACGACGUUCAGAGAGGCUUUGAAUGAAAUGUCUUUCUCUGCUGUAUCCACAGCAACAGGCGAAGAAAUGAUGGGACGCAUCCGGCAACAUGAAGCGAUAUCUGGGAGUGCAUCUGACUAUCUUGGUCCGGAAAGCGAUGGGUGGCAACUUCAGAUGUUCCUUGAGACCACUGAUGACACAGAUGAUAUCC
Molecule: messenger RNA, 541 nt
Organism: Cylindrotheca closterium
Lineage: Eukaryota; Bacillariophyta; Bacillariophyceae; Bacillariales; Bacillariaceae
Source: the annotation of a GenBank genome assembly